AUGGAUGCUGGUUAUUCUCGGUUAGCUGGAUAUGGUCAAUGGGAAAAGCUGCCUCUUUGGACCUUGGAGCGUGAGCUGGUUAACCAGGACAUCGCAGAAAAGGAAAGCAUCAAAGUGCUGGAAAAGGCCACAGUGCCCAUCGUGAAGAUGACGGACAAAUACUCUGAUGUCAAGGUUGAUAUUUCGUUCAACAUGAGCAGUGGAGUGAAGAGUGCCGAGCUGAUAAAACAGUUUAAGGAAAAAUACCCAGUACUCUCGCGGCUUGUGAUGGUGUUAAAACAGUUCCUUCUCCAACGAGAUCUAAACGAGGUCUUCACCGGAGGCAUCUCUUCAUAUUCCCUGAUCCUGAUGUGCAUCAGCUUUCUCCAACUCCAUCCACGGCCUGAAAGGCUUCGGCAGACCCAUAACCUUGGGGUGUUGUUAAUAGAGUUCUUUGAGCUAUAUGGAAGAAAGUUCAACUAUGUGAAGACAGCGAUACGGGUUAAGAAUGGUGGAAGUUAUUUGUCUAAGGAUGAACUACAGAAGGAAAUGAAUGACGGUCACCGCCCAUCCCUAUUAUGUAUCGAAGAUCCGCUCACACCGGGUAACGAUAUUGGCCGCUCAAGCUAUGGCGCCCUACAAGUCAAACAGGCAUUCGACUAUGGCUACAUAAUCCUGCAGCAAGCGAUAAGCGGGGCGUUGGGGGCGCACCACAGUGCCUUAGGGCGCGUAGUGCGUGUCACAGACCACGUGUUGCAAUACCGGCGAUGGGUGCAAGACACGUUUCACCCGUUUUUCUUCCCGAUCCACAUUACUGCCCAAAUCCCGCAGCCUCCGCCCGCCCUGCCUGCUCCGCCCACCGUCGCGUGCCCAGAGCCCAGCGAUAGCGAACCGGAGUGGUCAGAUGGAUCAGGUGGCGCACCAAGUGGAAACGGCGGCGAGACGGGCCGUCGCACGUCGCCGCCGCCAUUAUCAGCGCUGCAAUGCUCGUCUCCGACGCCGCGACGCGUUUCGGCGCACCAGAGCCUCAUCAUUCAUCAUAUCACUAGCAAUUCUGACUUCAAUAAUAUACCUUCAGGUGUGAUGCAGCAGCGGUUUAACAACAAUAACACGAGCAACAACACCACCACCACCAACAGCAACAACAACGCUAACAACAACACCACUCCCAGCAGUGGGGAGCAGAAACCGCGGUCCAGCCGUUCGUUUUCCUCCAAACAGCGGCGAUAUACGUCACCACCUCGGUACCGUGAACCUCGUUCGAAUAAGAAAAGGCGACAGUUCGCCCAGCCCCGAUGA
Molecule: messenger RNA, 1278 nt
Organism: Pieris macdunnoughi
Lineage: Eukaryota; Metazoa; Arthropoda; Insecta; Lepidoptera; Pieridae
Source: the annotation of a GenBank genome assembly